AUGUUAGCUUACGGCAAAGAGAAACGCCUGGGCUUCUGGGGGCUGUUUUACCAGAGAUUUGGUGUUCUGGGGCCGGUGCUGUUUAGCUCCGUAUAUUUCUGCAGCGGGGAUUGGAGUGGUUUCAUACAAGCACAUAGAUCUGCUUGUAUUCUAGUGGCCGUGAAAGUCGUUCAGCAAGAAAAAAGACUGCCCACGCUACGGCCCCCCAAAUCUUGGAUUGAAGAGGCCUUCAGUAAAAGAGAAUGCGCCCACAUUAUUCCCAGCUCAAAAGAACCACACAGAUGUCCUGCAGGAUGCCAGGUGUGCCAGAAUUUAAUCAGGUGCUGCUGUGGACGGCUGAUUGGAGAGCACCCAGGAAUAGAAUGCAGCUGGCCUGUUUGUCAGGCUGGCUCACAGAGCAAUGGUGGAGAAUGGUCUGUGCAAAAACACACAAAGUUGAGUCCAACAGAUGCAUUUGGUACAAUCAAUUUUCAAGAUGGAGACCACACGUACCAUGCCAAGUAUAUUAGACUUUCUUAUGACAGCAAUUUGGAUCAGCUGUUGCACCUGAUGGUAAAAGAAUGGCAGAUGGAAUUGCCAAAGCUAGUGAUCUCUGUUCAUGGAGGCAUUCAGAAUUUCAAGCUUCCCUCAAAGGUCAAGCAGGUUUUCAGCAAAGGGCUGGUGAAAGCAGCUGAGUCUACAGGAGCAUGGAUAAUUACAGAAGGCAUCAACAGCGGAGUGUCCAGGCAUGUGGGGGAUGCACUCAAAGGCCGUGCCUCACCACACUUGAGAAAAAUCUGUGCUAUUGGGAUUCCUCCAUGGGGUAUCAUUGAGAAUCAGAGGGAUCUCAUUGGAAAAGAUGUAGUUUGCCUGUACCAGACUCUUGGUAACCCACUCAGCAAGCUGAGUACGCUCAACAGCAUGCAUUCUCAUUUUCUAAUGGCAGAUGAUGGGACAGUAGGCAAGUAUGGGAAUGAAAUGAUGCUAAGGAGGAAUUUGGAGAUGUACAUAUCACUUCAAAAAAUACACACAAGAAUGGGCCAAGGUGUUCCCAUAGUCGGGCUGGUGCUGGAAGGAGGCCCCAGUGUGAUCCUGAUGGUGUGGGAGUAUGUGAGGGCCAGCCCAGCUGUGCCAGUGGUUGUCUACGAGGGCACUGGCAGGGCUGCAGAUAUCUUGGCGUUUGCCCACAAGCACACAGGUGACACGGGGGAUCUGUGUCCUCAGGUGAAGGAGGAGAUCUUAAUGAUGAUUCAGAACAUAUUUAGGUUGGAACAGAAACAGUCCAGUCGUCUAUUUCAUGUUUUGAUGGAAUGCAUGAAGCACAGAGAGUCUAUAACCGUAUUUGAUGCCGAGUCAGAAGAUGAGCAGGACAUUGAUUUGGCAAUUCUGACGGCGCUCUUGAAAGGUACGAAUAUAUCUGCUUCAGAUCAGCUAGAUUUGGCAUUGGCCUGGAACCAGCUAGAUAUUGCCAAGAAACACAUACUUGUUUAUGGACAACACUGGAAGGUUGGUGCCUUGGAACAGGCAAUGCUGGAUGCUUUAGUCAUGGAUCGUGUGGAUUUUGUUAAGCUGUUAAUAGAACACGGAGUGAACAUGCACCGUUUUCUUACUAUAUCUCGUUUGGAAGAACUCUACAAUACAAAACAAGGACCAUCAAAUCUGCUUUUACACCAUCUGGUUCGAGAUGUGAAACAGAAUAGCCUUUCUUUGGAUUACAAGAUAUCACUGAUUGAUGUUGGACUGGUGAUAGAAUACCUCCUUGGUGAGGCCUAUCGGAGCAGCUACACAAGGAAGCACUUCCGAAUUCUCUACAAUGAUCUCUACAGAAAACACAAGAGUAAUCAGAUGGAUAGUGGAAUGGGAUCCACUGAAAGUACUUUGCAUUCUCAGUUCUUCAGAACUGCGCAGCCUUACAAAUACAAGGAAAGAUCCAGCCCUUUCCCAAAGUAUAAGAAGAAAUCAAAAGAGGAUAUGAACUACGCACAGAAUUAUGAGUCAACUGGCUUCAUCUACCCCUAUAAUGACCUCCUGGUUUGGGCAGUAUUAAUGAAAAGACAGAAGAUGGCUAUGUUCUUCUGGCAGCAUGGAGAGGAAGCUAUGGUCAAAGCUGUUGUUGCUUGUAAACUCUACAGAGCAAUGGCACAUGAAGCCAAACAGAGCAACAUGGUGGAUGACACUUCAGAAGAACUCAAGAAGUAUUCAAAGGAAUUUGGGCAGCUUGCCUUGGAUGUGCUGGACAAAGCAUUCAAGCAAAAUGAGCAGAUGGCCAUGAAGUUGCUGACCUAUGAACUGAAAAACUGGAGCAACUCUACGUGCUUGAAGCUGGCUGUGUCUGUGGGGCUGCGGCCUUUUGUGUCCCAUACGUGCACGCAGAUGCUGCUGACUGACAUGUGGAUGGGACGCCUGAAGAUGCGGAAGAACUCCUGGCUUAAGGUCAUUAUGAGUAUUCUCCUGCCUCCCACCAUUCUGAUGCUGGAGUUUAAAAGCAAGGCAGAAAUGUCUCAUGUGCCUCAGUCUCAAGACUUCCACCAGUUAUGGUAUCACGGGGAACAGUGCCCAGUCAGCUCUAAAGAUGCUUUGAAGGGUUAUGAUGUAGAAAAGGCUGUUCAGAAGUCUGACGAAAGCCAAGGAGAUUUUGGACAAGGAAACCUGACUGGAACUAGAAAAAUCUAUGAGUUCUACAAUGCACCAAUUGUCAAGUUCUGGUUUCACACGAUGUCGUACUUGGCAUUCCUCAUGCUCUUUACUUACACGGUGUUGGUGAAGAUGGAACCAAGACCAAGUGUGCCAGAAUGGCUUGUUAUCAUUUAUAUUUUCACUACUGCUAUUGAGAAAGUCAGGGAGGUAUUUAUCUCAGAACCUGGAAAAUUCUGCCAAAAGGUGAAGGUGUGGAUUUAUGAAUACUGGAAUUUUACUGAUUCUGUAGCUAUCAUCCUGUUUAUGAUUGGUUUUGGUUUGCGGUGGUCCAGCCCUCCUGUUCAUACUGCAGGGAGGCUGCUUUACUGCUUGGAUAUCAUAUUUUGGUAUACUCGGCUCCUUGAUCUUUUUGCUGUGAAUCAGCAUGCUGGCCCAUACCUGACAAUGAUUGGAAAAAUGACAGGAAACAUGUUCUAUAUUGUGAUCAUGAUGGCCAUAGUCCUGCUGAGUUUUGGGGUGUCACGAAAGGCGAUUCUUUCACCAGAGGAGCCUCCUUCUUGGACACUGGCACGGGAUAUUGUAUUCCAGCCCUACUGGAUGAUGUUUGGUGAGGUCUAUGCUGGAGAAAUAGAUGUUUGUGCAACCAAUGAAGACUGUCCUCCCGGCUCCUUUCUCACACCAUUUCUGCAAGCUGUCUACCUCUUUGUGCAGUACAUCAUCAUGGUCAACUUGCUCAUUGCAUUCUUUAAUAAUGUUUAUUUUGAUUUGAAAUCCAUAUCGAACAAGCUCUGGAAGUACAAUCGUUACCGCUACAUCAUGACCUACCGUGAGAAGCCAUGGCUGCCUCCACCAUUCAUCCUCCUCAGUCACAUUGGGCUUCUGAUGAAGUGCAUCUUCCACCACCAGCCCCAAAAUGAGUUGGACCAAGAGGAAGGCGAUGUUGGACUAAAGCUCUACCUGAGUGAUGAGGAGUUAAAGAAACUCCAUGACUUUGAAGAACAGUGUGUAGAAGAAUAUUUUCUUGAAAAGAAUGAAAACCUGAGUUCCAGUGGCAGUGAAAGGAUCCGUUUGACCACAGAAAGAGUGGAAGAGAUGUUUCAACAACUUAAAGAAGUGCAUGAGAAGGUAUUUUAUAUCAAGGAGUCUUUACUCUCCCUGGACAGCCAGCUAGGACAUUUGCAAGACCUGUCUGCCCUGACAGUGGACAUCCUGAAAGUGCUUUCAGCUGUCGACACCUUGAAGGUGGAAGAAGCCUUACUGGCUGACACAAAACAUCAAACCUGUAGGAAGCUGCCCCAUAGCUGGAGCAAUGCUUUCUAUUCCAAGACCUUGAGCAGCCUGGAGGGCUUGUAUGACAAGAAAUACCACUAUUACAGCAUGCCACCCUCACUCUUACGGGGCUUGGUAAGGACUCAGUCUCCAUCAGAGUGCAAACUCUUGAAGUCUGAGAGUAACAAGGUGGUAGAAGACAGCUCCCAAAAGAUAGGAAUAGAAACAGACACACUCACUUCAGGAGUAUCCUCUGAGACUAAGUCGACUCCUAGGUAUGGGCAGUUUUUGCUGGUGCCUCCUAACCAUCAAGGAGGGUCUUUUCCUGAGGAUGUCACCUUAAAUUUGUCGUUUUUGAAAACUGCUGCCAAGUACAAGGAUGAAGCAUUCAGAGAUGACCUGCAAAGUAGCAUUGUAGUUCCUCAAAACUUGCCGGCUAUCAGCUUCCUUGGCAAGGAGACAGAAGGCUACCAAUGGAGCCAGAGAGACUUUGUUAUUCAUUUGCCAUCAGAAAAGAUUAAUGCUGCAGAAGCUGCUCAUCCUCUUGAUCUCCAGCUACCUCUGGAUAUUGAAGAAAGUGCAACAUCCCCCUGUGAUGACAGGGAAGAAACUGAAGGUGGUUAUGUGAACUGGGGAUUCUCCGAAGGUGAUGAAAAAGGAGUUUUCACCUCAGAUUCAAAGAAGAAAGCCCUGUGCCUCCAUUCGUCCUACAACAGGGAAAACAAUUGCCAGAAUAAUCCCACCAGGCAUGUCCAGUUAAGUGAUUCGAAGUCCUUCUCCUACAACUCUGUCAAGUCAUGUCACAGCACCAGCAUCUCUCAGAACAGGCUGAAGCGAAGCAUCACCUUCUGGAUCAGCCCUCUCUGGAGAGACUGGAGUUUCUGCAGAAGCAACAGUUUACCAUCUCCUAAGAAAGAGAGACCAGGGAAAGUCUGCAAGGCUGUAGGCGAAUCUUUAGGAUCCUUUGAGCUACACCACAGUGAGGCAACAAAGGCAAAACAGCAAAACAGAGACAGAAAUCCUGGGAGAGGAAAGAGGAAUCAAAAACCUCUUCAGGUGCCGGUGAUUAGAGUGGAUGAUUGCCCCCAGAACACUCAAGUGAACUCAGAGCCUGCAGAAAUCAAUGUCUGGGAUGAGCAAGAGAAACACAGCAAGAACUGGCUCACCGUGUCUAAUUUCAGUCAGCUAAGUCUGGAACAUCUCCAUUACAAGCACCAGAAAAUUAAAAAUCCAGACUUUGGUAGGCAUACUAUACCAUUCUGUGAUUACCUGAGGCAUUCUCGAGAGGAUUUCAGUAAUAGCGUAUUUGGAAAUAUCAAGAAAAGUAAUCUGAACAGGAACUCCUCAUUGAGAACUCCAGAGGAAACUGACAAUAUCUUCUCCUGCUUGAAAACAUCUCAAGAUUUGCAUCAUCACUACUCUGCUGUUGAAAGAAAUAACUUAAUGAGACUUGCUCAGACCAUACCAUUUACACCAGUCCAGCUCUUUGCUGGAGAGGAAGUGACAGUCUAUCAGCUAGAAGAGAGUUCACCUUUGAAUCUUGACAAAAGCAUGUCUUCUUGGUCCCAGUGUGGAACAACUGCAAUGAUCCAAGUCCUGUCACGGGAGGAGAUGGAUGGGGGUCUGCGGAGGGCCAUGAAGGUCAUUUGUACUUGGUCUGAGAGUGAUGUACUAAAGCUGGGACAAGUAUUUAUUGUGAAGUCUUUCCUGCCAGAGGUGGUUCAAGCUUGGCAAAAGAUCUUUCACCAUGGCACAGUAUUACAUCUCUGUCUGAGGGAGAUUCAACAGCAAAGGGUUGCCCAGAAGUUAAUCUAUACCUUCAACCAAGUGAAGCCUCAUACUAUUCCCUAUACUCCAAGGUUCCUUGAAGUUUUCCUCAUCUACUGCCAUUCAGCAAAGCAGUGGCUGACCAUCGAGAAGUACAUGACUGGUGAAUUUCGGAAAUACAACAACAACAACGGAGAUGAGAUUACUCCCAUCAGCUUGCUGGAAGAGCUGAUGCUGGCCUUCUCUCACUGGACCUAUGUCUACACCCGUGGGGAGCUCCUGGUCCUGGAUAUGCAAGGUGUUGGGGAAAACCUUACAGAUCCAUCUGUGAUUAAACCUGAAGAUAAAAAGUCUGGAAAGAUGGUAUUUGGACCAGCAAACCUAGGAGAAGAUGCAAUAAGAAACUUCAUUACAAAGCAUCGUUGUAAUUCUUGCUGCAGAAAGCUGAAACUUCCCGAUUUGAGAAGAAGUGCCUGCACAUUGGAAACUGCAGGUCCACCCUUUGGAAUAGAAGUGGAAACAAGCACUGAAGAAGCUGAUGAUGCAGAUAAGCCUUCUGAGUGUGACACGCAGCUGUGAAGCAGAGAGCUCAUGUGUUAACAUACUUCAAAACCUGUCCUUUAUCACUGCUGAGGGUUUGUCCAAAAUCACAAAACACAGGUGACUGAGUGCAGAAUCUGUCUGCCCUAGCUAGACCCUAUAGACAAGGAAAGAAAAAACUUAGCUUUAUUUACUCCCCUUGCAUGCUCUUUUGCUGGCCUUUCUUGUACAGACUAACAAAUCACCAGGAGCAGGUCAUCCCUUACCUAAAUGAACUCUCCCAUCAGUGCCAUUUUUGAUAAUGUGGGUCAUGGUUCCAAGUUAUGUUUUCUUAGGAAGAUGACUGUGACAAGUUUAUUUCCAAAUAAUUUUUGUUUCUCUUUCUGCUCUUUACUAAAUAAGUGAAUGUAUAUACGUGCAAAUAAUUCAUCUUCAGUCAGAGCCCACUCAGCCUCAUGCUCACUUUUAUUGAGCAUAAAAGGCUCUUCAGGAAAUUGCAGAAAUGCUAUUUUCUCUUUAUUAUCGAUUUUGAUGCAGAGA
This is a messenger RNA of Haemorhous mexicanus (house finch), 6732 nucleotides long. RefSeq names its product transient receptor potential cation channel subfamily M member 6 (gene TRPM6). Lineage: Eukaryota; Metazoa; Chordata; Aves; Passeriformes; Fringillidae. Gene Ontology annotation, biological process: protein phosphorylation; monoatomic cation transmembrane transport; protein tetramerization. Gene Ontology annotation, cellular component: apical plasma membrane. The record is from RefSeq and is a predicted model, not a curated record. The transcript has 39 exons. Gene Ontology annotation, molecular function: protein serine/threonine kinase activity; monoatomic cation channel activity; ATP binding. The coding region runs from base 1 to 6231 and encodes 2076 amino acids.